Cucumis sativus (cucumber) is the source of this 1244-nucleotide messenger RNA. RefSeq names its product DNA replication complex GINS protein SLD5. NCBI's taxonomy places the organism in Eukaryota, Viridiplantae, Streptophyta, Magnoliopsida, Cucurbitales, Cucurbitaceae. Gene Ontology annotation, cellular component: GINS complex. The transcript is spliced from 8 exons. Gene Ontology annotation, biological process: double-strand break repair via break-induced replication; DNA-templated DNA replication. The record is from RefSeq and is a predicted model, not a curated record. Bases 189 to 878 code for a protein of 229 amino acids.
UGGACUCAAUUGAUCUGAAUCGGGUCGGAGGAUCGAAUACGUAAAACAGAAAAUUGAAAGCCUGCGGAAGCAUAUAUUUGUUGUUCCUUUGGCGCCAUUCCGCUGCUGCCUUUGGCUCUUCCAUUCUCUCCCAAAGACGAAACACAAUUGAAAACAGUCUUUGAGAGUCGGCAGAAUAAUUGGAGAACAUGGCAUCAAAUUUGGGAGGAGCAUCGAUAUCACAAACAGAUGAUUUCGAGACGUUCACACCAACGACUGAUGUUGAGCCUCUAAAGAGGGCUUGGCGUAAUGAAAAGGCUGCUCCUGAGAUUCUACCCUAUGAGGCAUCUUUGGUUGGGAGAAUCAAAGAGCAGAUCCAAGCAAUGGAAGAUACUAUAGAGGAAUAUUCAAGAAGUGGCAUCGAUCCCCUCAUUGUAUCACUCUAUCAAAUGGAUUUAGAUAGGGUACAGUUCUUGUUGAGAUCAUAUAUUAGGAGUCGCUUGCAGAAGAUUGAGAAGUACAUGCUCUAUAUCUUGAAGUCAGAUGAACUUUUCGGACGUCUUUCUAGAGAAGAGAUAACAUUUACUGAUAGGUGUCGCCAUGAUAUGAAAAAACAUUUUGAUGAGAGUGUUCUAUCAAAAUUGCCAAAUAAUUAUCAGGACAUUUUGAAGCAAUCUAUAACAAGUGAAGAGGAUGACAUGGUUCCAGAACCUCCAUUGGACACGUUUGUGGUCUGCAAAAGUAAGGAAUAUCUUGAACACAUACAGCUUGAGGAUGAGGAAGAGAGAGCAUCUAGUAGAAUAGAGGAGCCUUUUGAGAUGGAGGCCAAUGUGUUGCACAUUAUUCGCUACAGGCCCAUAAAAUCACUUGUAGAGAGCGGGAGAAUUGAUUUGCUGUAAACAAAAUCUCUAUCGCAUAGCAGGUUUCGACAUGGGUGAUGGAGACUAUUGCAUUGGUAUCUUGGAUGCUAAUUUCAGCAUUGGUUGAGGCUCAUAAAUGAAAGGAAUGGUAGAGCAUUGAAGGGCAUUAUCAAAUGCUGGUGAGCCAUUUCAAUCUGAAAACUCAUGAUAUUAAAUGAUGAAUGUGGCAUUACAGUGAAACCAAACAGUAUAAUUUAUAGCAAUCAGCUACGCAUCAAUUAGAAAUGAUGGAUACUUUUAGAUGUUGAUUUACAAUUUUAGUCUAUAAACUUUGCUAGGUGUAUCUGUUUGAUACUUGAAAUUUGAAAGCUAUCCAUGUCUAUGAAGUUUUAGUUUUAUAUCUAA